Drosophila subpulchrella is the source of this 1698-nucleotide messenger RNA. It is a transcript of the gene alpha-PheRS, whose product is annotated as phenylalanine--tRNA ligase alpha subunit. The coding region runs from base 103 to 1599 and encodes 498 amino acids. The record is from RefSeq and is a predicted model, not a curated record. Gene Ontology annotation, cellular component: cytosol; cytoplasm; phenylalanine-tRNA ligase complex. Gene Ontology annotation, biological process: phenylalanyl-tRNA aminoacylation. Gene Ontology annotation, molecular function: ATP binding; phenylalanine-tRNA ligase activity; tRNA binding. Lineage: Eukaryota; Metazoa; Arthropoda; Insecta; Diptera; Drosophilidae. The transcript has a single exon.
AUAGACCCCGAUAGGUUGCGUUGUGGCAACACGAGAUUCCGAUUUCGCAUUCCUCCGGAGAAUUGAAUUUAGCCGUGAAUUAAACCCAUUGAACCGCCAGCCAUGCAUCCCGAUCUCACGGAGCGCAUUCUCCAGCAGCUGGAGACCGCCGACAAGGUGGACACCCUGGACCUGGCGGCGCUGUUUGCCGAGGAUCACCAGAAGAUAGUGGGCGCCUUGAAGAGCAUACAGGCGCAUGGCGAACUGGUCACCGCGGAGACGGCCACCCACAAGAGUCUGGGCCUCACGGACGAGGGUCGCGCUGUCGUGGAGCAUGGGAGUCACGAGGCUUUGGUCUACGCCGCUGUUCCCCCAGAGGGAAUCGCCCAGGCAGCUCUGAUGGCAGCCGGCGGGCCAAAUGGCAAAGUGGGCUUCAGCAAGGCCAUGUCCCACGGCUGGAUUCUGGUGGACAAGAGCGUCAGUCCGCCGCUGGUGCGCCGCAAGGUGGACACAAUCACCGACGUGGUGAGGAACCAACUGCAGCAGGUGGCCCAGGGCAAGGGCGACCAGCUGCCCGCCAAGGAGGUGACCGACUUCAAGAAACGCAAGCUCCUCCAGGAAACGACCACCAAGAGCUUUGUCCUGGCCCGCGGCCCCGAGUUCGCCACCACGCUCACCAAGCUGGAGACGGAUCUCACGGUGGAAAUGCUCGCCAGCGGUCUGUGGGAUCAGCUCAAGUUCAAGGCCUACAACUUUGAUGCCUUAGGUGCGCCACCAACGCGGGGACAUCUCCAUCCUCUGCUCAAAGUGCGCACCGAGUUCCGGCAAAUAUUCCUUGAGAUGGGCUUCUCUGAGAUGCCCACCAACAACUAUGUAGAGUCGUCGUUCUGGAACUUCGAUGCGCUCUAUCAGCCGCAACAGCACCCGGCUCGCGAUGCCCACGACACGUUCUUUGUGAACAAUCCGGCCAAGAGCCACAAGUUCCCGCAAGACUAUCUGGAGCGGGUGAAGAAGGUGCACUCGCAGGGCGGCUAUGGAUCCAAGGGUUACGGCUACGACUGGAAGCUGGAGGAGGCGCAGAAGAAUCUGCUGCGGACCCACACGACGGCCGUGAGUGCCAGGAUGCUGUACAAACUGGCCAACCAGGAGGGCGGCUUUAAGGCGGCCAAGUACUUCAGCAUCGACAAGGUGUUCCGCAACGAAACACUGGACGCCACCCAUCUGGCGGAGUUCCAUCAGGUGGAGGGUGUGAUUGCAGAUGUUGGCCUCACGCUGGGCGAUCUCAUUGGCACGCUGUACGAGUUCUUCAGGAAGCUGGGCAUCACGCAGCUGGAAUUCAAGCCUGCCUACAAUCCCUACACGGAGCCCAGCAUGGAGAUCUUCUGCUAUCAUCCCGGUCUGGGCAAGUGGAUCGAGGUGGGCAACUCGGGCGUCUUCCGGCCGGAGAUGCUGCUGCCCAUGGGUGUGCCAGAGAAUGUGAACGUAAUUGCCUGGGGUCUGUCGCUGGAGCGACCCACCAUGAUCAAGUACGGCAUCAACAACAUCAGGGAUCUUGUGGGACCCAAGGUGGAUCUGAAGAUGGUGGAGGAGGGCCCAAUCUGCCGGCUGGAUCAUGCUUAAUUCCUUAAAAAACCCUAGGAUCCGCCAUCAAAUUGCAUUUUUUUUAAAACAAACGAAUGUUCCAAAAAUAUUUAUAAAUAAAGUUUCCACCACAGAAAA